CAAAAAUCAGUUGCAAUUUAAAACUCGUUCGAAACACUACAGAGAACAAACAAGUAUUUAUUGCAAAUAGUAAUAAUUCCACAAAAUAUGAAAAAGCUACUUAUAAAUUCUUUAGCACUUUUGUGCUUAAUACAAAGUUCCUUGGCUCAACAGACAAAUAAACGAUUAGUUUGUUAUUACGACUCAGAAAGUUCCACUAGAGCAGCCUUUGCUCAAUUACCACAACAUGAAUUGGAAUAUGGUUUACAAUUCUGCACCCAUUUGGUUUAUGGCUAUGCUGGUCUAACACGUGAGACUUAUGAUAUCUACAGUCUAAAUGUGGAUCGUGAUAUGUUCCACUAUCGCCAAAUAACCGCUAUGAAAUCGAAAUUUCCUCAUUUGAAAAUAUUUUUAAGUGUGGGUGGUGAUAAGGAUAUCGAUACAGUGGAUCCUAAUAAAUACAUACACUUUUUGGAGGGUGGUAAACCUCUAUAUCAAAAUUUCAUACAGUCCUCGAUUAAUCUGCUUAAGACUAACGGUUUCGAUGGUCUCGAUUUGGCUUUCCAAUUUCCUCGUAAUAAACCACGUAAAGUUCACUCACAAAUUGGUAUGGUCUGGAAAAAGUUUAAGAAAUUGUUUACGGGAAAUUUCAUUGUCGAUACAGAGGCAGAGAUCCAUAAAGAACAGUUUACGGAUUUUGUGGGUGAUUUGAAAAAUGCCUAUAACAUUGCUAAUUUGUCAUUGAGUUUGACAGUGUUGCCGAAUGUUAAUUCAACAUGGUACUUUGAUAUUCCCAAAAUCCACAAUCAAUUCGAGUAUAUCAACCUAUUUGCCUUCGAUUUCCUCACACCCGAACGUAAUCCUGAAGAAGCCGACUACACUGCACCCAUUUAUCUCAAAGAUGAACAGAAUCGUUUGCCUCACUAUAACAUCGACUUUCAAGUACAACAUUGGAUUACUAAUGGCUGUCCGGCCAAUAAACUUAACUUGGGCAUUGCUACUUAUGCACGAACCUGGAAAAUAACCACCGAUUCUGGAUUGACGGGCAUGCCUGUGGUGCCAGCUACCCAAGGAGCAGCAGAGGCAGGUUUACAAUCGAAAAAGGAAGGUCUCCUUAGUUGGCCUGAAGUAUGUGCCAAAGUGACCAUAACACCGGCUGGAGAUUAUAGAGGUGCCAAUGCUCCCGUACGCAAAGUAACCGAUUUAGAGCAUAAAUAUGGUAAUUAUGCUUUUCGUCCAGCCGAUGAAAAUGAAGAACAUGGCAUUUGGAUGAGUUUUGAUGAUCCAGACUUUGCUGCCAUUAAGGCUGAAUAUGCCGUACAGAAGGGUAUGGGUGGUGUGGCCCUGUACGAUAUUAGUUAUGAUGAUUUUAGAGGCUUAUGUACGGGCGCCAAAUAUCCCAUUUUGCGUUCGGUUAAAAGUUAUUUAUAGAUUACGUUUAGUUAUUAAGGAAAUUUCUAGAUUUUAGUGAAAAAAAAAAUAUAUUUUUAAAAAAAAA
Molecule: messenger RNA, 1477 nt
Organism: Lucilia sericata (common green bottle fly)
Lineage: Eukaryota; Metazoa; Arthropoda; Insecta; Diptera; Calliphoridae
Product: chitinase-like protein Idgf1
Exons: 3
Coding region: 88-1410 (440 amino acids)
Biological process (GO): chitin catabolic process; carbohydrate metabolic process
Cellular component (GO): extracellular region
Molecular function (GO): chitin binding
Source: RefSeq, a predicted model, not a curated record